Messenger RNA from Dipodomys ordii (Ord's kangaroo rat), 759 nucleotides. RefSeq names its product V-set and transmembrane domain containing 2 like (gene Vstm2l). The transcript has 6 exons. The record is from RefSeq and is a predicted model, not a curated record. Bases 1 to 759 code for a protein of 252 amino acids. Lineage: Eukaryota; Metazoa; Chordata; Mammalia; Rodentia; Heteromyidae.
AUGACCGAGGAGGGCACUGGAGCACAAGUGGGGAGCGGGAGGCCGGCGGUGCAGACCCCGCUGGACGAGGAGAGGGCAGAAGACGAUGGAUCUGUCCGUGAUGCUGAAAGGAUGGCUGUCCUCGCAGCAGCCAGCCUGUCUCGGGGAGCUGUCCACUUCGCCGCGGCGCUGGGCGCCCUCCACUACCUGGCACUUUUCCUGCAACUCGGCGGCGCCACGCGGCCCGCCGGCCACGCGCCCUGGGACAACCACGUCUCUGGCCACGCACUGUUCACAGAGACACCCCACGACAUGACAGCGCGGACCGGCGAGGACGUGGAGAUGGCCUGUUCCUUCCGAGGCAGCGGCUCCCCGUCCUAUUCUCUGGAGAUCCAGUGGUGGUACGUGCGGAGCCACCGGGACUGGGCUGACAAGCAGGCCUGGGCCUCCAACCAGCUGAAAGCUUCUCCACAGGAAGACGCAGGAAAGGCCGCCACCAAAAUAAGUGUGGUCAAGGUGGUCGGCAGCAACAUCUCCCACAAGCUGCGGCUGUCCCGGGUGAAGCCCACGGACGAGGGCACCUACGAGUGCCGGGUCAUCGACUUCAGCGACGGCAAGGCCCGGCACCACAAGGUCAAGGCCUACCUGCGGGUGCAGCCCGGCGAGAACUCGGUCCUGCACCUGCCCGAGGCGCCCCCCGCCGCGCCCGCCCCGCCGCCCCCGAAGCCGGGCAAGGAGCUGCGCAAGCGCUCGGUGGACCAGGAGGCCUGCAGCCUCUAG